Molecule: messenger RNA, 843 nt
Organism: Candidula unifasciata
Lineage: Eukaryota; Metazoa; Mollusca; Gastropoda; Stylommatophora; Geomitridae
Source: the annotation of a GenBank genome assembly
AUGGAUGAGCAUUGCGUCAUGGUAGAUGUUCAUACUCAUCUCACAGACGACAAAUUAUUUCAGAAUAUUUCUGGUGUCAUAGACAGAGCUUUGGCUAAAAAUGUUCGAGCUGCUUUAGUGGUCACCGAAAACAUAAAAGAAUUUGAACCUGCUGUUGAACUCUACAAGAGAUUUCCGAAGUUUGUUCUGCCAUGCCUUGGACUUCAUCCUAUUCAGAGCACAGGAAUAUCUGAUGAAAGUGGUAUUGAAGUAAAGCGGAGUGUUUCACUUGAGGAUUAUGCUGGUGUUGAGUCAGCCAUUGAGAGAUUUGCAGAUGUCAUUGGCGCUGUUGGUGAGAUUGGUCUUGACUUCAGCCCCAGAUUCUGUAAGACAGCAUAUGACAAGGAAGUUCAGAAAUUGAUUCUAACAAAGCAGGUGCAGCUGGCUCAGAAACACAGUUUACCAAUAAAUGUGCAUUCAAGGUCAGCGGGUAAACAGACAAUUCAGUUGCUGAAAGAGCUUGAUGCAAGACAUGUUCUGCUGCAUGCUUUUGAUGGAAGAGCAUCAACAGCUCUGGAAGGAGUGGCUAAUGGAUAUUACUUUUCAGUAACAGCAUCAGUAUGUAGGGACCCACAGAUACAGAAGAUGGUGAAAUCUUUGCCCUUAGACAGACUCAUGCUUGAGACAGAUUCGCCUGCCAUCGCACCAGUCAAAGGAGCCAUUAAUGAGCCCUCCAAUGUGAGCAUCUCAUGUGAGUACAUUGCCAGGAUCAAGAAAGUUGAGAUGGAAGAAGUUAAACGCAUCACCACAGAAAAUGCCUUCAUAGCCUCAGAUAUUCCUCUGUCUCUUGCAUGUUUGAGUUGA